CCGGAGCCUGUCUGGGAGUCCGAGCGAGGCGGCUCCAUCCCCGCAGCUUCCGCGGAGCCCCGAGAUGCGGCAGGCCUGGGGUCGCGGGUCCCUCGCGCUCCUGCUCCUUCUGCUCGCAGACCUGACUCUGCCAGGCAAUGGCAACGAGGGCAGCGUCACUGGAAGUUGUCACUGUGAUAAAAUAAUUUCUUCGGACUCCUCGCCAUCGGCUCAGUACUUCUAUCACCUCCGAAAACAUCUGAAAUCUUACCAUCACUGUCCGCGCUACAUCAGGUUCCAGCUGCCUCUCCGAAGCGUGUGUGGGAGCAGCAAGGACCCAAGGGUACAGGAAUUGAAGAACUGCCUUGAUCGCAGAGAAUGCGGACAUGGUUACUUGGGGAGUGCAGCCCACCAGGAGCAUUUGCCUUCUACCAGCCCCCCUACUUCUCGGGCUUCAGAGGGGACAGCUUCAGACAUCCGUACCCCUGCCCAGAUGCUCCUGUCCACCUUGCAGCCCACCCACUCACCAGGAUCACCAUCCUUGGACAAAGAGCUCACCCAUCCCAGUGAAACCACCAUUCCCACUGCUGGCCACAAUCUAGGAGUUGGACCUGAGGCUGGAGAGAACCAGAAGCAGCUGGAAAAAGCAGCUGAUCCUGCAGCCGGGACAUCAGCCAUAGCACCUGUGCUGUCCCUCCUGGCCAUCGUCUUCAUCCUCACAGCAGUUCUUUCCUAUGUGUUAUGCAAGAGGAGGACGGGGCAGUCACCGCAGUCCCCUCCAGAUUUGCAGCUUUAUUAUACACCUGUGGCACCUGACUCUAAUAUCUGAGAAAUGGGCUCUCACUAUGUCGCCCAGGCCGUUCUGGAACUCAUGUCAAGUGAUCCACCCAUCUUGGCCUCCUGAAGUGUGAGGAUUAUAGUCGUGGCCUACCACAUCCACCCUACAUGUAUUCACUCUGUUGGAGCUCAGAACGACACCCCAAAACAUGGCACCUUGGUAGUUAAGAAAACAGCAGAUGUAGGCCAGGCACAGUGGCUCACGCCUGUAAUCCCGGCACUAUAAAAAAUUAGAAAUUUUUUAAAAUUAAAAAAAAAUUUUUAAAAGAUUAUACUAUAAAAUCUGCUUUUUAUACUGGGUGAUAAUAACUUGGACAAAUUCUAUAUGUAUGUUUCUUCAGCUUUUUGUUUUUUUGAGACAAAGUUUCACUCUUGUUGCCCAGGCUGGAGUGCAAUGGUGCGAUUUUGGCUCACUGCAACCUCUGCCUCCCAGGUUCAAGUGAUUCUCCUGCCUCAGCCUCCCAAACAGCUGGUGAGGAGGGAGACCCAGGCAUUUGGGAUUCCCUCACCCUCUGUCAUCCACUGUGCAUCUCAAUAAAAGAGAGAGCAGGCCAGCUAGUGCCUCCUGAAUCUCCUUCCUGAAAACAACAGGCUAAACCUUGGGGAAACUCUCAAGGUUUUUACUUAAAACAAGAUCAAACCAGAAACCUUUUCACAUGUGAGUCCUAAAACUAUAAACUGGAACCCGUUCAUAUGUGAUUCCUAAAAUUGUAAACAGAGACCUUUUCACAUGUGAGUCCUAAAACUGUAAACCGGAACCCUUUCAUAUGUGAUUCCUGAAACUGUAUACGAGACCUUUUUACAUUUGAAUCCUAAAACUGUAAACCGGAACCCUUUCAUAUAUAAUUCCUGAAACUGUAAACUAAAACCUUUUCACAUGUGAGUCCUAAAAAUAUGAACCUAAGAUUCUUCCACGGGUAACAUCUAAAGUAUAAGCCUAUAUAAAGGCUGAACCUCCCUUUGUUAGACAAGCUUAGCUGUUAGGCACCUAUGCCACCUUGCUCCCAGCUGAAAUAAAUUCCUUCCUCCUGUAUUCAGUGUUCGAGAGAUCCUUUCCCGCGGCUGCUACUGCUACACUGGGAUUACAGGCUUGUGCCACCGUGCCCAGCUUAUUUUUUGUGUUUUUAAUAGAGAGGAGGUUUCACCGUGUUAGCCAGGAUACUCUUGAUCUCCUGACUUAGUGAUCCGCCUGCCUUGGCCUCCCAAAGUGCUGAGAUUACAGGUGUGAGCCCCCGCCUGUGUAUUUUUUUUUUUGAGAUGGAAUCUUGCUCUGUCUCCCAGUCUGGAGUGCAGUGGUACAAUCUUGGCUCACUACAACCUCCACCUCCUGGGUUCAAGCGAUUCCUGUACUUCAGCCUCCCAAGUAGCUGGGAUUACAUGUGCCUGCCACUCCACCCGGCUAAUUUUUGUAUUUUUAGUAGAGGCAGGGUUUCACCAUGUUGGCCAGGUUGGUAUCGCACUCCUGACCUCAAGUGAUCCGCCUGCCUCAGCCUCCCAAAGUGCUGGGAUUACAGCCGUGAGCCACCGUGCCUGACCCUAUGUGUUUAACUACUAAAAAUUAUUUUUAUAAUGAUUGAGUCUUCUUUACAGAGACAACUGGCCUCAGGCCCUUGCACACCCACCAUGAUUCCUGGGUUCAGUUUCUUUGCGAUGGCUCCCCCUCACCCCAACUCUCCCACUAUACCAGUUGUUCCUCCUCCACCUCAGCCUUCUUCUGCUUCCUUUACUAGCCCUGCAAUGAAGGCCUGGGAUUUCCCACCCUCCCUCCUUAGCAGGUGCAGUGCUGGGAUGCCAUCUGGGCUGGUUUUACUUCCUCAGUCCCUUGCAUACCCCAGUAAGACUCUGAUCUUCUUUUUAUUGUUGUUGCUUUUAUUAUUAAACUCUAGUUCUUAUUUUGUCUCUCCCAGUGAAGAAGAAUGUUAUCUUCCUUAGGCCAAGUCUGCGUGAAGCCUGAGGCAGAAGCAUGAAGUGUUUGAGGAAGUGGGUUGGAUGUGUGAGUUUCCAUCUCUGUUCAAGCCUGUCAGGGUGUUGGUGGAGUGCAGGGCAGGAGCACUCUGCUGGAGAGGCCAGGGCAUAGCUCUGGGCAGGCUCGGGCUUCAGUUUUUCCAUGCCCACCAUUUGCUCCUUUGUCUUUGACAGAGUUUCACGAAGUUGGCCAGGCUAGUCUCGAACUCCCGACCUCAUGUGAUCUUCCAGCCUUGGCCUCCCCAAGUGUACUUUGACCAGCAGGGCAUGUAGGUGCCCAUGCUCCCUAUCCUACAUGUUCCCAGGUUCUGUCCCAUGGUGCAGGCGAUGGUCUCCCUCUGAGCUCUGGAUCCACCUCCCUGGCCUAGUUCUCCAGCAUCUGCUCACAGGUUCGAGCCACAUCACUGAGCUUGAGGCGGGCAUAGUCUACUCGCUUCAGAGCCAUCUGACAGUCCUUCCUUGAAGAGUAGCUGGAGCCCUCAUGGGGCUGCCCUGUGGCCACCUACAAGACAGACUAUCAAUGGAGCACCAUCUCCUUUGCCCUUACUCCAACCAGGCAUCAGGUCUCGUCUCAUUUCUUUCCUGAGUUUGAAUUUGUUAUGCCGGAUGGUAGCUGGAUAAAUAAAUCAUUUAACUUAUGCUAA
This is a messenger RNA of Callithrix jacchus (white-tufted-ear marmoset), 3425 nucleotides long. It is a transcript of the gene CXCL16, whose product is annotated as C-X-C motif chemokine ligand 16. Lineage: Eukaryota; Metazoa; Chordata; Mammalia; Primates; Cebidae. The record is from RefSeq and is a predicted model, not a curated record. Gene Ontology annotation, molecular function: scavenger receptor activity; chemokine activity; low-density lipoprotein particle receptor activity. Gene Ontology annotation, biological process: T cell chemotaxis; response to type II interferon; receptor-mediated endocytosis.